This is a messenger RNA of Parnassius mnemosyne (clouded apollo), 1116 nucleotides long. The record is from the annotation of a GenBank genome assembly. Lineage: Eukaryota; Metazoa; Arthropoda; Insecta; Lepidoptera; Papilionidae.
AUGUUUACCAGAAAUUUCAGAAAUAUUUGCCGAAGAUAUUCCCAAAGUGUAACAUUCAGAACUACGGAAACGUCUCCUGUACAGCAAAAUGACAACCAAGUAGGGUUGUUUUACACUAUCGAGAAAGAUGUGUGUAAAAAGUUAUUUGGACAUGGAGGACUACCAAAGAGUUACAUGAAACAAACCAAGACAUUCACAGAAACAACUCUUAUGAUUCGACAGCCAGCUCUUGAUGUCAUAGAUUGCAUAAAAGCUAGUGAUUUAAAUAAACCUGCUAUUAGAUAUGUUCUUUAUGGUGAAACAGGAACCGGAAAAUCAUUAACUUUAGCACAUCUUAUACAUUAUGCCCAUGAUGCUGGCUUUUUAAUUGUCCAUGUUCCUUGGGUGUCUGAAUGGCUGCGAAGAGUGCCACGUCACAAAGAGAUGUCAAACUCACAGACCCGUGAGGGCUUUGUUGAUUUGCCCCUAGAUGCUGCAGCAUGGCUGCUACACUUCAAGACCCAAAAUCAGACACUCCUUAAGUGUGGAGAUCUGAAAAUUUCAAAAGACUAUGUAUGGAGCAAACGCGAGCAGACGUCGGCCGGCGCACCGCUUGCCGAACUAGUGGAGCAAGGCAUUUCUCGUGUUAAAUACGCCUGUGACGUAAUCGACGCGCUUGUUUACGAAAUUAAACUGCUAUCCAAUAACAAACAGUGUAAAACAUUUGUGGCAGUAGAUGGAUACAACUGUUUCUUUUAUCCAAUGACAAGGCUAAAUACUCCGACCAAAAAGAAAGUAAAGCCAGAAGAAGUCACGCUUACUACAACUUUUAUGGAACUCACAAAGAAUGACUGGACAAACGGUGUAAUAGUACUAUCAGUGGAUCAAAUCGCCGUACCUGAAGACCACCAAGAGAGCUACUUACCAAAGUAUUUGCUGUAUAAAAAGGGUUUUGAACACCUAGAUCCUUUUGUUCCAGUGGAAGUGGGCAGAUAUUCUGAAAAGGAAUUCUUAUCUUGUGCUAGUUAUUAUAGAGACAGGCUGUGGUUACGAGGGCCUGAAGAUCUUGAGACUGAACUAAAAUUAGCCAGUGCCUGCAAUCCGUACAAAUUCAUGGAGCUCUGUGCCCCACUGUAA